UGGAGAGGGGCAUGUUCCCAACAUUUCCUCCUCAGGGGGUUGGUUGCUCGGUCUUUGUUGUGAGCUGCAUGGCUUUCCUUUUCUGCAGCACAGACUUUGAGGUUAUACUUGGGAGUCAAGUACCUGAAAAGAAGAAUAUGAAAAUAAUAGGGGACAGACAUUUUAGCAGGGCCUGUUGUGAUAGGACAAGGGGUAAUUGUUUAAGCUAAAAGAAGGGUGAUCCAGACUAGAAAUAAGGAAGAAAGCUUUUAUGAUGGUAUGGUGAGACACUGGCACAGCUUCUGUUUGCUGAGCUCUGCCAAGAACUGGGAGUGAGUCUUGCUGGUAUGGGCUCUUUGGGUAAGGGACUCUACCUUAAGGCCCUUAUGCAAGUCUCUUCACGUAAUAGCUUCGGAAAAAUUCACUGUGGCAUUAGCUGUUGCUUGUCCCACAUCUGCGUUAAUUUAGUGCUUUCAGACUGAGGAUGACUGAACAUGUGAAGCCAUCUGGGUUUGCAUGGCGGCUCACUCCUUCCUCUUCUCUUACUGAAGUAUAAAGUUAGAUAUGUAAUAAAAACUGUAAUCACUUUGGUGUUUGGUUAAACUUGAACUAAUGAACGAUGAGGUAAUGGUUGCUUUUUUCCAAAUGGGUUCAAUGUUUUCUACAAUUUCUUUAUAUUUACUCAGUGCUUAGGAAUCUUUUGGUUGUUUCUCCUGUUUUUUCUUUUAGCCCAGGCUCUUUGCUUGGCUAACAGCUCCCCUUAUUUGCUGUGGCCUUACCCAGUAAAAGUAGAUGCCAGUCAAAUCUGUAAUUUUUAGAUUAUACAACUGUUCUGCUAAUGCUGUUCAGAAAGCAGCAGAAAAGACAGAAGAACAAAGCAGGAGAGUAGAAAACAUUCUAUUUUUAGGACAAGAUUGGUUUAUCUCAUACUUAUCCUAGCUAGGGGGAUAGUGUUUCCAGAGACGGAAAGGGCUGCAUAAGACUUGAGUUAAAAUUAACUGCCUGGCAGUCUACAAGCAUGGAGCCUGCACAAGAGCCACAGGAGCUGGGGCCUCAGACAGAAAUGAUUGCAGACACGAUUCUUGAGGUUGGAGAGAGACUCUUCCAGGUCAGCCGUAGGGUGCUUUCAGUACACAGUCGGUAUUUUGAAGCCAUGUUUUUUGGAGGAGCAAGAGAGAGCUCUGAACAGCACAUAGUGAUCAAAGGGAUCGAUGCAGUGCCAUUUCAAGCACUACUCGAGUUCACUCGCACAGCCCAAGUGCUCAUAGAUCAAGAAAAUGUGACCAGCUUACUGGAAACAGCUGAUUUUUUUCAGUUUGACAGGGUGAAACUGUUGUGUGAGAAAUUUCUGGAGCGAGAACUGCAUGUUUCAAACUGCCUGGGCUUGAUGACCUACUCACAGCAAUUUACCUUUACAGAGUUAUAUGUGUCUGCUAUGAAUGUGGCUCUCACUCACUGGGGGGAUGUGAUAUGCCAGGAAGAAUUUAAGGCAUUACCCAAGGAAAUGCUGGUGCAGCUCCUGAAGAGUGAUGACCUCUUCAUUUCAAGAGAGGAUGUGGUUUUUGACAGUAUUAUGAUUUGGAUAAUGGAGGACCCAGCAACAAGAGAGGAAGAAUUUCUGGAUUUGGUGGGCGAAGUCAGGGUCACUUUUCUGAGUUUGUCCUUCCUUGAUAUCUUGGUGAAACGCAGCAAGCGUGCUGGAGAGACAGAUAUCUUUUCCAGACUAAUAAAGAAGCUAGACAGCUGUCCCCCACCCAGCUGGCAAAAUCCGAAACUGUGUCCUUAUGCUGGCCGGAGCUAUGACACCUUAUAUGUCCUGGGAGGAAAGCAUGACAAGGAACAGCAAGAAUUAUUUCUCUUUCAACCUAAAACAGGGACCUGGCAGGCUUGUUCUCCACUGCAGUGCAAGAACCUCACCCAGUAUGCAGUGGCAGCAGUAGGGAGCUUCCUUUUUGUGACAGGAGGAUAUUUCCGGGAUGAAUUUGUGUGGUACAGUGUGGAUUGGGUGCUCAUCUACAACUGCUUGGACAAUUGCUGGCUGGAAGGACCAGCCAUGAAGAGGUCUCGCAAUAGCCACUGUGCAGUAGGAGUAGGGCUCUACUUGUAUGUUCUCGGAGGGAGCACAGAUGAAGGGAUAAUCCCAGCAGUGGAGCGCAUGGCUUUGAUGGAGUCAGAGUGGGAAAGCAUGAGUCCUAUGGCUCAGCCUGUGGAGAGAGGUGACGCGGUCAGUGUGGGAACCAGGAUCUAUGUGGUCUGUGGCCUGGAUGAGAAUGGACACGUAUAUGAUGGAGUGCAAAGGCUGAACACGGAGACAGACAGCUGGGAUGUCAUCUCGUUCUCCCCUCUUCCAAGGUAUGACCUCUGCAUCACAUCCCUGAAUGGGGCUCUGUACACUGUAGGAGGGGAAGCUUUUCGAUUUGAUGUGGAGACAGAUGAAUGGACCCAGGUGAAUGAGGAAUGCUUGAGCCAGAAGUUCUUCAUGGGAUGCAGCACCGUGAAUGGACAAAUUUAUCUCCUUGGACAGCGGAAGGGAAACAGCACCUUCCCCAUUGUAGUCCUCUUUGAUCCCUACACUGAUGUGUGCCAGGUCAUAGAUAACAAACUCCCUUGCCCCCUUCCUAUUCAUGGCUGUGUCUCUGUGCGAAGAUUUGAUACGUGGGCGUAAGAGUGGAAGGUCAUGUGCUUUACAGCUGAAGGGAGUUAGAUUGCAUCAACUUUGGCCUGUGACAUUUUAAAAAUUUUGUUCCUUUGUAAUUUCACCUUUUCUUUUCUACUUGACAAAUGAACUUGAAGCAAAGCCAGUGCAAACUUUGUCUACACAAAGGAUGCAGGUCAUUAUUGAAAAUGGUGACUGGUAUUGCUAUGGUAUAUAAACUCCUUAGGGUUGAUGCUCAGUAAAGGGCUGUUCUGACCUUUAAA
This is a messenger RNA of Motacilla alba alba, 2898 nucleotides long. RefSeq names its product kelch-like protein 24. Gene Ontology annotation, molecular function: protein binding. The record is from RefSeq and is a predicted model, not a curated record. NCBI's taxonomy places the organism in Eukaryota, Metazoa, Chordata, Aves, Passeriformes, Motacillidae. Bases 998 to 2644 code for a protein of 548 amino acids. The transcript has 3 exons.